AGACACCAAAGCAGGAAGUGGCCCUUUGAGCACAAAUAUGUGACACGAUUGCAUCGACCAAGCAGCAGACGCAAUUGAAGUCUUACGCUUUCUCUCUCUUUUUUUUUUGCCGAUAGUUGGGAAUUUUUCGAAGUUCAGCACUCUCAGUGGGAGGCUCUAAAAGGCCCACUAUGGGUCACUCGUGGCCGUUUGAGGGCCUUGCACUCUUAGGAUUCUGAUGUGAUCCCUCCUGUUCAUUUCCAAUGAAACCGAGCCCUCAAAUGUUGUAGCUGCUGAGGGGGGUCAGUGGACUGGGUCAAGGUGACCGAGGCAGGACGCCAUGUCUCGCACCCAGUCAGAGGGCCGUGCGGGUGACCGGUCCCCUCUAAUUCUGGAGAGCCGCUUUUCCACAGAGCUGCAUAUAUCUGAACCCGGCGAUGAAUGCUACCAGUCACAAAGCUCCCCGACCGUCCAGGCGGAGGCACGCACGGUCCAAGAGGAUGGAGUUGACAGGCUGGUGGUGCCGCAGCAACUGAUUUUGAGCACCCAAAGUGCAGCGGCGCUGAAGCUCGGCACCCAGCAGAUCAUCCCCAAGAAUCUAGCCGUGGCCAGCCGGCCCAAAAACCGCCACCACACCACGGUGGUGACCUUCCCCGUGGGACUGGAGAAUUCCAGUCAUGGAUCCCGCAUCCGACACUCAGCUCAGGGGCCUGAUGUGAGCUGGGAGGACUAUGACAGCGAUGGAGACGGCUUCGCCUUGAGGAGGAACCGCAGGAACAAGUCCUACAGAGCAGCGGUGACCAGUUUGGACAUUGAGGCCAUGGCGAGGGGAAAAGGGGCUGUCGAUGCACUAAAACCCGUAAAAGAAGGCAGAGGGUCCAGUCCAGGUUCAGCUCGCAGCCCCGUGAGGAAGCGAACUCUGGGGAGAAAGAGGAACCGUAACCAGCGCGGAUCAUUCAAAGAUGCGACGCCGCGCCUCUACCAGGAGAUCCGAGAGCGGGGUUUGCACUCCACCAACCAGGAUGAGCUGCUGGACGACUUUGUGGUGGUGGAAGCUCCGGUCGAGGAUCAGAGCAUCGUGGUCAAGAGCUACAGGCCGGCGCAGCUCACCUGGAGCCAGUUGCCACAGGUGAAGGAAACCGGCAUACUGAGCAUGAUCUCACCUCAAGAGAGAAAAAGGCAAGAGGCAAUCUUUGAAAUAAUCACAUCGGAGCACUCAUACUUACACAGCCUGGGCAUCCUGGUGCGACAUUUUAAAGAGAGUGAACCUCUGAAGAAAACCAUGACGGCCACAGAGCACCAUCACCUCUUCUCCAACAUCUCGGUUAUUCAUCAAGUCAGCAAACGCUUUUUUGAGGAUCUUGAGCGGCGUCACAAUGACAACCCAGUGAUCCGGGAUAUUAGCGAUAUUGUUCAGAACCACGCCGCCCACCACUUUGAGCCGUACAUCGUCUACUGCUCCAACGAGACCUUCCAGCAGAGGACACUGCAGAAGCUCCUGAGCACCAAUGGUGCAUUCAAGGACACCCUGAAGCAAAUUGAAGGCAGCGGCGACUGCGGAGGCCUCCCGAUGAUCUCGUUUCUCAUCCUUCCCAUGCAACGGGUGACCAGGCUGCCACUGCUACUGGAUACAAUCUGCCAGAAGACCCCCGACAAGACCGCCGAGUACUUUGCGGCCGUCUGGGCCCUGCACGCCAUCAGCAAGCUGGUCAGCAGCUGCAAUGACGGCGCGCGGCGAAUGGAGAGGACGGAACAGAUGUACACCAUUCAGAAACAGAUGGAGUUCGGAAAAAUCAAGCCAUUUCCGCUGGUGUCGUCGUCACGCUGGCUGAAGAAACGUGGCGAGCUGGCCGUCGGUGCUGAAGAGCUCAGCAUCUGGAGAGCGUUCAGCAACAGGAGCAACUACCUGUUUCUCUUCAAUGACGUCCUCAUUGUCACCAAGAAGAAAAGCGAGGAGAGCUUUGUGGUGAUGGACUACGCCACCCUAGAUCAUGUGGAGGUGGAGGUCAGCGAGGAAUAUGAUGGUCAGGCGUCGCCGCCCGCGAAGAACAGCUCCAGUCAAAAUCUGUCCUUCAAACUGCUCAUGAGCAAGAACAGCGAGGGCCGGCCAGAGCGCACCACCCUAGUGGCCGAAUCCAGGGUGGACUGCGCCCGUUGGAUCGUCGCGCUCACCGAACACAAGCAGACAGAGCUUUUCUCCCGCAAAGAAGGUCUGCCUCAGUACGAGGCCGCCAAAGCCUACAUACCCAAGGAGCCCGAUGAGGUGGGCCUGCAGCAGGCUGAGCUUGUCAUUGUCCAGAGGAAGGAGGAGGGCUGGUGCUAUGGGGAGCGGAUGCGAGACGGCGAGAGAGGCUGGUUUCCCGCCAGCUGCGCUGCGGAGAUCACCAACCCCACGGCCAUAGAGGACAACAUGCAGCGAAUGAAGCGCCUCCGCCAAGAGUCCAACGUUUGAGGAGAGACUCGGUGCAGAGAACAGUGAGGUUAAGAUCCCUCGAGGCCGCCAUUAACCUCAUCCAAUUGUGCCUUGCUAAGGCUGAAGAAUUUACAUUUAAGGGGAAAAGAGGUACAGCCCAAGCCGAUUAUUAUAUUCAUGAAGAUGUGCAGUGCAUUUAUUGCGCUUUACUUUUGGAUCCUUUUUUUUGAAACCAUAUUCCACCAUAUUUUUUUUCCUGCUCAAACUUCAUGAAUCAACCUGUGAUUAGCUAAAAAGAAUAAAUAAAAUUAUUCAAAUCAAAAGAAAACCCUUCACAUUCUCAGUCACAUUUCAACAAAUCAUCCGAGUUAUUACAGCGCGUUUUUCCAUUUUGGAAUAAGGAUGUAUCACGGUGCCUUGAGAGAUCACUAAAAGUUGAAUGACCAUGAACAAGCUCAACUCGCAUCAAUCCUAUAAUUUUAGCCAAUUUAAAUGAAUUGAACUAUCAUAUAAUCACCCCCCCCCACCCCCAAAAAAAUAGUAUUUUGUAUGCAGCUUUUUAUAAGUCAAAUAGUGUAAUAGCAUCAUGAAACAGAAUGUAAAGUAUUGAGUUUUUGUCAUGACUUAGUGCUUCAAUUCAUUGUGCUGCUCCUCUUGGUGUGCACACCGUGGCCACUGGGGGCAGUAUUAUAGCCAUACAAUCAAAGUGGUCACCACUAUUCAGAAUCGAUGCCUGUAUUGUGCUAGCUAUUUUUUUUACAUGUUGCUACACCGUUUGUGAUUAAAUAUAUAUUGCUUGAAGGAUUACAUUACCAUGAUUGUUGUUGAUGCUUAUAGUUACCACAGUAAUGGCAUUUUCAAUUCAGUCAAUGGGGGGUUUCUUAAAGCAAGUUCUUUACUUGCUUUAAAUUCUCUUAGUUUGAUGUUUGGCUUGACACCAAACCUCAACUGAGUGGCAUUUAAUAGGUUUUAGGAUUUUUUUUUUUUUUGGUUGUUCAUUCUGACACACUGCUGUGUAUCAAGUCAGUUGAGUUCCCCGUCACCAUGUAGUUCUCAAGUUUGCAUCGGGGGGACUAAUCAGCCAGAUGACUGACUGCAUGUAUCUUGAGAAGGCACCACUGUACAACAAAAGAGACUUUCCAGAUGUGCUGUACGGAGGGUUAACCAGGACCCACAACUUAUGUUUCCAUAAAACCAGUCCUUUCUGGGUCAUUACUGAUUUCCAAUUAAAGGUAUUUUUACAUCCA
Molecule: messenger RNA, 3639 nt
Organism: Hippocampus comes (tiger tail seahorse)
Lineage: Eukaryota; Metazoa; Chordata; Actinopteri; Syngnathiformes; Syngnathidae
Gene: arhgef16
Product: Rho guanine nucleotide exchange factor (GEF) 16
Exons: 16
Coding region: 320-2431 (703 amino acids)
Biological process (GO): activation of GTPase activity
Molecular function (GO): guanyl-nucleotide exchange factor activity; protein binding
Source: RefSeq, a predicted model, not a curated record